Molecule: messenger RNA, 1175 nt
Organism: Belonocnema kinseyi
Lineage: Eukaryota; Metazoa; Arthropoda; Insecta; Hymenoptera; Cynipidae
Product: protein SON-like
Exons: 3
Coding region: 96-1175 (359 amino acids)
Source: RefSeq, a predicted model, not a curated record
UGGCUGGGCAGAAUAGAGAAUAGUAUUAGACCUUUAGACGGCGUGGUCUUGACCUUGAUAUUGAAUAGACGAUAGAGAAUAAUAAUACGUGUGAAAUGCCUGUUUACAAGAAGAAAACAAAUAAAAAACGCGGUACAAGAAAUGCAGGGGUUAAAAAUAAUACGAAAAGGCAAGUGGGAAAAACUUUGGUGAGCAAGGAUGACGAUAGCGAGAGACAUGAGCGUGAAAAUCAAAAGUCUUCGUCCUCGCGUAGAAGAGAAGCUUUAAGGAUGAAAACUCCUACGGCGACACAAGUUUUCAGAAACUAUGAUGACGAAGAACAAGCUCGUAUACGUGAAUAUGUAACUUGUAUAUCGUCUGAUGAAGAAAGAUCUGAUGAAAUCCGAACAGAAUCGCAAUUACCAGUAAGUGAAAAGAAUGCUCAAGAAUCUAAAGACUUCCUUGAUUCAUUUAAAAAUCUAAAAAUAACUCAUCAUACGGACAGAAUGACAAGAUCUCGUUCACAGAGUUUAUCAAUUAAUAUAACAGAAACAGAAAAAGAAUUAAUUUUAAAGCUUGAAAAACUCUCCGAAAGAGCUUCUAGUGCAUUAACUUCCACUAAAAAGCAAGGUCUGAUCUCAACUCCUCUAAGGCAGACUCGUCGCAAUUCUGCGGCUUCAAAUGUUGGAACCGACGGUUUUUGCAUACCUCAUGGAACUCCGACCUCGAGUAGAACACGUCGUAAUUUUAAAACCCAAUCACCAGUCAAAAGAACGAGACAUCUUCGAGAGCGCAAAAGCGUAAAUUAUUACAAAGAUCAGUCGUAUUCUAUCGAUGAAAAGCCAUCAGUAGCUAAACCAAAAGUUAAAAAAGAUUACGAAUGUCAUGAGAAGGAACUAUUUGAGACACCGAGAAAAAGCGGCAGGCUGCAGGGUGGCACACCAAGUGGAAAAAAACUUGCUGCUGUGAAUGAAGAAAUCACUGAAAAUGAUCCUUUGUCCUUAGAAGAUUUGACUCGUAAUAGCCAAGAGAAACUCGCCGGAAAACGAGGUAGUCCUAAGAAACGUAAAAGCACAAUUGCCAUCACCCCAACUACCAAAAGCCGAACACCGAGUACAAAAACAAAUAAAACAACACAACGUUCAACUCCUGGUAGAAAAAAAAUCAUUCUUAAAAGCUUUUAUGUAGAAAUCUAA